This is a messenger RNA of Orbilia oligospora ATCC 24927, 1650 nucleotides long. RefSeq lists its product as uncharacterized. Lineage: Eukaryota; Fungi; Ascomycota; Orbiliomycetes; Orbiliales; Orbiliaceae. The transcript is spliced from 2 exons. Bases 1 to 1650 code for a protein of 549 amino acids. The record is from RefSeq and is a predicted model, not a curated record.
AUGUCCCUGCCGGUCCCUCGUCGCUGGACACAUCUUUCUCCUUCGUCCGCCUCCGUGCCCAAUACCACCAACCCUUCUCUCCAUCCUUAUCAAUCCCCAAACGACCCUCGAAGUUCAUCGACAGCCUCUCUCCUACCGGCACCGUCUGCUGUCGAGGCAAUACAAUCCGGACAAUCUAAUCUUCGUACCCUCCUCUGUGUAUUCAUCCACGGCUUUGUCGGCGAUGAAACUUCAUUUCGUAGCUUUCCAGCACAUUUCCACGAAUUACUUACAAUACUAGUCCAAGAUACGCAUGUCGUUCACACAAAGGUGUAUCCGAAGUUUAAGACUAGAGAUAAAAUAUCUAUCGCUGUUGAGAAUUUCUCACAAUGGUUAUCCCAAUUUACAUGUUCGACAACGGAUAUCGUCCUUCUAGGCCACUCAAUGGGCGGUCUUCUCGCCGCCGAUGCCGUCAUCCUCCAACCAUUCCCGCCAGGCCGCCACAGAAUCCUAGGUACAAUAUCCUUUGACACCCCAUUCAUCGGUAUCCACCCUGGCGUCAUAAAAUCCGGUUUAGCCUCCAUCUUCAGUCCCGGCGAAAAACCCCUCCCAGACCCAUCCAUCCCCGAAAACCUCUACGGUAGUUCAAGAACAAGCUAUGACAGUGAAGACACAGCCAGUACCUACACGAAUAGUACAGGAACAUCCAACAGUUACGGUAGCACAUCAACAUUUUUCCGGCCAACCAUCAAACCUAAGAAAUCGGUAUGGCAAUCCGGAAUGGAAUUCUUCAAAAAACACCAGGGAGGUCUACGACGUGCUGCGAUGGCUUAUGUUAACGGCCACCUGGAGUUUUCGGGCGCGUUGAUGGAUUUUGGCGUUAUGAGGCGAAGGUAUGAGCAGGUAAAGGCGCUAGAUAGGAGGGAUAUCGAAGACAGGAGACGUCUAUUGUUUGGAGAAAGUGGAAGGGAACAUGGAGUUUGGGUGCCAAGGGUGAGGUUUGUGAAUUACUACACUGUGAGCACGGGGAGGGUUAAGAAAGAGAAGAUUCAGACGAGAGAAACUCCUGGAGAAACUGGAACGCCGGAAAACGAGACAGUUCCACCGAUAUCACCGUUACCAGAGGCAGUUGUCCCCGUGGUAGUGAAGGAAGGAGAGGAGGCUACGCCGCCACCCGUUUACAGCCCUGGACCGAAUACUCCACCUCAGAAUACAGAAGACAAACACUCGGAAACAGUAAUGGUAGAUAGAAUUUCACCGUUAUCGGGUGCUUCUGGCCAAGUCUCGCCCUCAUAUGCUGAAUUACGAAAGAAAGAAAAGACAUUUUGCAUCAUCCCUCGAGAACAACAUGAGUGUUGGGUCAAAGUUAAAAUGGAGAAUGUAGACGAGGUCGGCGCUCAUUGCGGAUUAUUCUUUAUAAAUGGUGUUCCGGGCGCAGUUACACCUCCGGAAGUAGAGACAGAUCAAUUUGGAGUCGAGACUGUAUAUGGCAGCAGCAGUCCGAAAAAAGAGGAAAUUGUGGAGGAGGUAUUCGAAGAAGGCGGCGGCGGUGGUGGUGGUGGCGCAUAUGAAAAGCUACUAGGAGAUGUAGCGCAAAGGAUCGAAGGGUGGGUUAGAGAGUGGAUGGAUGAUUUAACGGUUAAUCCGUGGAUAUUGGAUGAAGGGCGGUGA